This is a messenger RNA of Coccinella septempunctata (seven-spotted ladybird), 2394 nucleotides long. It is a transcript of the gene CPSF2, whose product is annotated as probable cleavage and polyadenylation specificity factor subunit 2. Gene Ontology annotation, cellular component: mRNA cleavage and polyadenylation specificity factor complex. Gene Ontology annotation, biological process: mRNA 3'-end processing by stem-loop binding and cleavage. The transcript is spliced from 10 exons. Lineage: Eukaryota; Metazoa; Arthropoda; Insecta; Coleoptera; Coccinellidae. Gene Ontology annotation, molecular function: RNA binding. The record is from RefSeq and is a predicted model, not a curated record. The coding region runs from base 134 to 2338 and encodes 734 amino acids.
GAUUCAGUUUGUUGGUUAUGCACAAAUUUUCGAAUAUUUGUUGAUAUACAAUUUUUAAAUAUUCUAAUACAGAUAUGGCUGCAUUCAGAAGCAAAAUUUGAAAUUGAAUGAAGAUAUUUAGCAGAUUUUAAAAAUGACUUCUAUCAUAAAAGUUCAGGCUCUCUCCGGGGUCAUGGAUGAAUCGCCCCCUUGUUAUAUUUUACAAGUGGACGAUGUGAGAAUUUUGUUGGAUUGUGGAUGGAAUGAAAAAUUCAAUCCUGAUUUCAUAAAGGAGUUGAAAAGGGUUGUGCAUACUAUCGAUGCAGUGUUAAUAUCAUAUCCAGACAUAUCACACUUGGGAGCACUUCCUUAUGCAAUAGGAAAAUUAGGACUUAAUUGUCCUAUUUAUGCAACAAUACCUGUGUAUAAAAUGGGACAAAUGUUUCUAUACGACUUAUACCAGUCCCAUUUUAAUAUGGAAGAUUUUGAUAUUUUUUCUCUGGAUGAUGUUGAUGCAACAUUUGAGAAAAUGAUACAGCUAAAAUACAAUCAGAGUGUACCUUUGAAAGGUAAGGGGUAUGGCUUGACAAUAACUCCUCUGCCUGCUGGUCAUAUGAUAGGAGGCACAAUUUGGAAAAUCAUGAAAUCUGGGGAGGAAGAUAUUAUUUAUGCAAAUGACUUCAACCACAAAAAGGAAAGACAUCUGAAUGGAUGUGAAUUAGAGAAAUUACAAAGACCAUCCCUUCUUCUAAUUGAUGCGUUCAAUGCAAAUUACCAACAAGCUCGUAGGAGAGCAAGAGACGAAAAACUUAUGACUAAUAUUUUGCAAACAUUAAGGAACAAUGGAAAUGUACUGAUAGCUGUGGAUACAGCUGGUCGUGUCUUGGAAUUAGCUCAUAUGUUAGACCAGUUGUGGAGGAAUAAGGAGUCUGGACUUUUAGCAUAUUCAUUAGCAUUGCUAAAUAACGUUAGUUAUAACGUAGUUGAGUUUGCAAAAUCUCAGAUUGAGUGGAUGAGUGACAAAUUGAUGAGGAGUUUUGAAGGAGCCCGAAAUAAUCCCUUCCAAUUCAAGCACCUGCAACUUUGUCACACUCUCCAGGAGCUCUCAAGAGUGCCUAAUCCUAAAGUGGUACUGGCCAGUUCUCCAGACAUGGAGAGUGGUUAUUCCCGAGAACUUUUUCUACAAUGGUGUUCAAAUCCUAAUAAUAGUGUUAUUAUAACCACAAGAACUUCACCAGGUACCUUAGCUAGAGAUCUCAUCGAUAAUGGUGGUAACGGUAGAACUAUAGAUUUAGAAAUAAAAAGACGAGUCAGAUUAGAAGGCACAGAAUUAGAAGAAUACCUCAAAACACAAAAAAUAAAUGGAAAAGAUAACGUUAAACAAGAUUCCGAGUCUGACUCAGACGAUGAUAUUGAAAUGAGCGUAAUUACGAAAGGUCGACAUGAUAUAGUUAUCAAACAGGAGGGACAUGUUUCAGGGGGUUUCUUUAAAGUGACUAAAAAACAGUAUCCGAUGUAUCCCUUCCAAGAAGAAAAAAUAAAAUGUGAUGAUUAUGGUGAAAUAAUUAAACCAGAGGAUUAUAUGCUUGCAGAUAUUAAUCCUGAAGGAGAAGACAAUAAGGAGAACAUAGUCAUUAAGAAGGAAGAAGAUGUUAUAAUCGAAACCCCAGAAUUCCCCACCAAAUGCAUUAACUUAAGCAGAACUGUUCAAGUAAAUUGCCAAGUGCAAUAUAUUGAUUUCGAAGGGAGAUCAGAUGGCGAAUCCUUAAUGAAGAUUAUGUCUCAGCUAAAACCAAGAAGAGUUAUCGUUAUAAGAGGGGAUGAAGAAAGCACACUCAGCAUGAAAAAUCAUUGUGAGACUCUAGAAUCCAGGGUUUUCACCCCUGCUAAAGGAGAAAUUGUCGAUUGUACAACUGAAACACAUAUAUAUCAGGUACGUUUAACAGACGCUCUGGUAUCUCAACUGAACUUCCAAAAAGCUUCUAAAGAAACUGAAGUUGCUUGGAUUGAUGCACAAAUUGUAAAAAGAGAAAGUCAGUCUGAUGCAAAACGUAUGACGCUUGACAACGAACCAAUGGAAGUGGACGAGGAGGAAUCACAAAUACUUACUCUGGAACCAAUUUCCUCAAAGGAUUACCACGAUACUGUUUUCAUCAAUGAGUUGAAACUUUCAGAAUUCAAACAGGUACUGUCCAAGUGCAGUAUAACCUCGGAAUUUUCUGGAGGUGUGUUAUGGUGUUGCAAUGGUACUAUAGCUGUCAGAAGAGUGGAAUCUGGCAGAGUGAUUUUGGAAGGAUGUAUAUCUGAAGAUUACUACAAAGUGAGAGAGAUACUUUAUGAGCAAUUCGCUAUUUUGUAAAAAAAUAAAUAUAAGAAUCUUCAAAAUAUUCCAUUCAUUAUAUAAUUUUAAUUAUU